UCCUGCUCAUCGGAAGUUCUCCACUGCUUGAGGAUUUUCAUAAACUACCUCUUUGGCAGGAGGUUUGUACUAAGGGUGGACCCAACUGCUCUAGCUGGUUCUCUCAAAAACUUCGCUCCUUUCUGAUCCAACUAUCGCCAGAUGGUUAACGUACAUCUGAAUGUUUGACUUUGCGUUGAAGCGAAUUCCGGGAAAUAAGAACAGGGCAGACGGGCUGAGUCGAAUCGACUGGGACAAGAGCAACCAAAGAGUAAUCGAGGAUACUCCACCAGUUGACGGGUUCCUGAACAGUGAGGAGGAUGUGAGACUUCACAUAAACUCUUGGUUAUUGGCAGUGGGUAACCAUGUUACCCUAGGGCGACCUGUUUGGCUUGCGCCUCCAGGGCAGGUACGACGAACAAACCUAGUCCUUAAGCCAUAUAUUGAAGAAGACUCUUGGGGAAUACCAGGUGUGGAUUGGAUGAUGGAGCUGGCUUUAGCAGGCAAGUACCAACUACAUGAGGACCUGCUCACGAUUGAGGAUGGGGCGUUGCAGGUGGACAAGCACGGGAAAGUGAUAGGUGGGGUGUAUAUAUUGGCGAAUGCCCUGCUUCAGGAAGAGGUGGUCAGGAAUACUGUGCAAGAUCAGGAAGAGGGUGAUAAUGUGAUCCACGAGAGGGAAGAUGAUGACUUCGAGGAAGGUGAGAUUAAGGAAGCGUUUCGGGCAGAGGAAUAUGAGGGAUUAUACCUUGAACUCAGAAUGCUUCUGUCGUGUGAGAUAAGGGAAAGGGACGCUUGCGCGAGAGUUCUGAAGAUGAGGCCAAACUUUCUGGUAAGGGAUGACCAUCUCUUCAUGAGAAGCAAAGGGAGGGCUCCCAGAAGAGUAGUCUGCGGCGUCGCUCGCCAGAUUGACGUUAUGGCAACACUGCACGAUGGUACGGCAGGUCGCCACAGAAGCACGGAUACGACAUAUCUCAAGAUACACGAACUGUACUAUUGGGAUGGCAUGGGACAGAUGAUCGAUGAUUAUUGUAAAUCUUGUACACCAUGCCAGGAGCGAUCCUCUCUUAGACCUAGGGAGCCGCUUCACCCAAGAUAUGUUCGUGAAGUUGGAGUCGUCCCGCACCUGGAUCUGUUGGCAAUGCCGCUGGGAAUAGGGAGUUAUAACUUUUUCUUUGAUGCGCGGGACAACCUCUCUGAGUUUGUAGAUGGCAGGGCCUUUCGUACGAAGACUGGGGAGACGCUGACCUGAUGCAUCGAAGAGUAUAACCUGCGCUACCCCUUUGUUUCCAGAUUUGUGAUGGAUAGAGGGUCUGAGUUCACCUGUGCAAAGGUGAAGA
Chara braunii is the source of this 1319-nucleotide messenger RNA. NCBI's taxonomy places the organism in Eukaryota, Viridiplantae, Streptophyta, Charophyceae, Charales, Characeae. The record is from the annotation of a GenBank genome assembly.